AUGGGCUACUUUUCUGGGGCGCAGGGGACAGCGCUACUCUGCCUGUUUUGGGCUUUUCAGGUGGUGAAACCCUUCAAUGUGGAGACAGAGGUCUGGAGACACAUAAACUUGACGGCAGCUGCGUGGUUCGGAUACAGAGUGACACAGCUGGACAGUACCAGGCUGCUGGUGAGUUCUCCACUGGAGCAGUUCAGAGAGAGCGGGAGAGGGCGCGUCUACCAAUGCCAGGUCUCUACGGGCUCCUGUGCACCUCUGCAGAUACAUGCUCCUAGCUCUGCAGUCAACCUGUCCUUGGGCCUCACGAUGACCACGGGAGAAAAUAGCUCAACUGCAGUGGUUUGUGGCCCUACCAUCCCCAAAGAGUGUGAUGGUCUCACUCUGUAUGGAGGAAUGUGUUUCAGCAUCAGCCAGAGACUGUCAAUUAGUGACCCUUUCCCCCCAACUCUAAGAGAUUGCCAACAAGGAAUUGAUAUAGUCUUUCUCCUAGAUGGUUCAGCAAGCUUGUAUGAUCAUGAAUUUAUUACAAUGAAGCAGUUUGUCAUCAAUCUUAUCAAGAAAUUCAUUGCCAAAGACACACAGUUUGCCAUUGCACAGUAUUCCAGUGGGUAUGAAGUUCAUUUAAACUUUGAACAAUUCAACAAACAUAAGGAAGCAAAAGACUGGGAGAGAGCGGUACUGGACAUUGAGCAAGAGAUGAUGCUCACCUAUACUGCCAACGCCAUUAACACCACUGUCUUUGAAGUGUUCUCCAAGAGGGCAGGGGCCCGGCCUCACGCCAGCAAGGUUCUACUGGUCAUCACUGACGGCAAGUCCGAUGACCCAGAGCACCUGAACUCGGCAAUCAAGAACGCAGCCAAGAAAAAAAUCACCCGAUACGCAAUUGGGGUUGGGAAAGUUUCUGAAGCCGAACUUAAGAUCAUUGCAUCCAAACCAGUGGAAAAGCACAUGUUCAAGGUGUACAACUUCCAAGCUUUGGAUGGACUGAAGGAGACUCUGGAGAGGAACAUCAUAUCCAUAGAGGGAGGUGGUGGUUCUACAGAGUUUGAGCUGGCACAAGAGGGCUUCAGUGCUGCACCGCUUCCAACUCCUGAGGGAGGCAUUGCGCUGGGUUCUGUUGGAGCAUACCAGUGGAGAGGGGGCUAUCAGAAGUACACACCCAGCGGAGAAGACUCAUCUUUUCAUGCAGCCAACCUUCUGGAACCACACGGAGAUGACAGUUACCUGGGCUAUUCUUUGGCCCUGGCCAUGAGGAGCGGUCAGAGCUAUGCUGUUCUCGGCGCGCCGAGGUUCAGGCAUAAAGGGCUGGUGGUGGUCUUCCAUCCUUCUGGACAUCAGACGAAUCUGGAGCAGAAGGGUAAACAGUCUCAGAUCGGGGCGUACUUUGGAGCAGAGGUGUGUGUGGUGGAUUUGGACGGAGACUCCAACACAGAUCUGAUUCUGGCAUCUGCCCCCAUGCACACAGAGGGAGAGAGAGAGGGGAAAGUGUUGGUGUAUCACUUUACAGAGGAGGGCUCCAUAGAAGAGCCUGGCACUGGCGUGUCCCUGCUGGGGCUGGAGGGUCAGAGGGGGAGGUUCGGCUCGUCUCUGGCCAGCCUGGCUGACCUGAACGGGGACAGGAUCAGGGACGUGGCCGUGGGAGCUCCUCUGGAGGAUAACGGACAGGGCAGCGUGUACAUCUUCAACGGGAGGAGAGGAGGAAUCAACCCCACCUACUCACAGAGGAUUGUGGGUUCGUCGGUGCGGUCCGGUUUGCGGUUCUUUGGGCUGACCGUGGCCCAGUCUGCUUUGGACCAGAGUGGAGACGGGCUGCCUGACAUCGCAGUCGGGUCCAAAGGAGCAGUUCUGCUGCUCAGGUCCAGACCUCUUGUUUCCGUGGAAACUGAGGUGUUCUACAGUCCUUCUAAAAUCUCCACCAGCAUCUUGAACUGCUCUGCACAACUCGGUAUCAACGCCACGGUGUGCUUCCUCAUGUCAAAGGUCGCCCCAGGCUCCACAGAUUUAAAAGCUAAACUGGACUACAUGUUCACGCUGGAUCACGUAAAACAGUCAUCACGGGCUGCCUUUGCACAAAACCAGCGUGCUACAAACGGCUCCAUCACUGCAGCUCUGCAGAGAAGCUGCUUUUAUCACAUCUUCUCAAUACGCGGUUGCCCAGAGGAUGCUUUGAAUCCGAUUGUGAACAGGGUGUCCUUUACCUUUGAUGGGCUUGCUAUGACUGGGAUGGGUAACCUGCGCCCACGACUGUCCAGUGACGCAUGUCUGGUUUCAGACCACAUGGUGCGUUGGUUUUCAGUGUUGGACUUCGAGAUCGACUGCGGACCAGACAAGAUCUGCGAGGACAACCUGCGAGUGGAUUUCAACUUCACAGGGGCCACACACAUCAGUGUUGGAGCUGCACAGGACUUGUAUGUGACAGUGAUGGUGGAGAAUAGAGGAGAGAACUCCUACCACACCCAUGUGUCUCUGUCCUACCCUCACGUCCUCUCCUAUAGGGCCUUCACCAAAAGCCAGGGAAGAGUGGCCUGCAGCUCUCUAGACAGUGAAGACGGGCUCUCCCAGGGGAGGACGGUCUGCAGCAUCAACAAUCCCAUCUUCAGAACCAACGACACGGUUCUCUUUGUGGUUCAGUAUGGCGUUCGUGACGACAGUCAUUCUGACAAGAACGCGUCGUUCUCUGCAAAUGUGACGAGUGGAAACGAUCUGCAUGCCUUGGACAAUGGAAGCUUCAUAGUGAGAGAGAUUCAAGUCAGACGCAUCAUUUUUGUUGUUGUUAAGAGACAUGGCAACACAACCACUUAUGUUAACUUCACGGCAGACAACAGCAACGUGGAGAAACAAGUGACACAGCUUUUGCAGGUGGAAAAUGGCAACAGGCAACUCAAUCUGACUGUUGUGAUCCGUGUUCCCAUUAAACUAGGCAAGAUGGAUAUCUGGUCCAAUGUAAAGUCUCUUUUGAUUGCAGGGUGCCGGCCGAUACAUGACAAAAACCCAGAUAUUGACUUUGCUGUGAACCAAUCAAAAAUCAUAAGCUGCCCCGUGGCUGCCUGCAGAGUGUUCAAGUGUGACUUGCACCUAAAGGAGAAGGACCGUGUGUUUUAUGAAAUCUCUGGCAAACUACACUCCGGAUGGAUCGCACAGACUGGAGUCAGGUCUGGUGAGCUUAUUUUGGCCAGUGAGUCACAACUUGAGUAUGACUCAAACAAGUACAUUCUGCCCACAGUUGAUGGCCUACAGAUUCCCUCAGUCACUAUGCUUGGGACCCAGGUGGAGGUCUAUGAGGAGCCUACGUUCAUUAAGGAGAUUGCUGGCGGGGUGGCCGGUGGCCUACUCCUGCUAAUUCUCAUUACCGUGGGCCUUGUUAAGGUGGGAUUCUUCGCCAGCCAAUAUAAAAAGAAGUUGCAGGAGUCAGCAUAAGACAAGGAGAACUAGGCAUCAAGCAUUCUGAAAGACUGUGUACCUAUUAAAAGUACAAUGAGAUGUACACGGUCGGUAAACACGUGUCUUAUGGCUCAUGACUUUUAAUGGACUUGUUAAAAUGCCUGCUUACAAAAUACUUUCACAUUUGAAAUGAUAAUGUUACAUUUGUUUUAGUUGGUUGUUAUCCUCGGAAACAUGAAAUAGUCUUUUCUGAUUGGCUGGUGCGGUGGCUAUUAUUGCUGGGACACCUACUUGAAUUUCCCCUUGGGGAUCAAUAAAGUAUCUACUGUAUCUAUCUACUGUAUGAAGUGGAACUGGAAACUGGACGUUUCAUCCUCG
Messenger RNA from Sardina pilchardus (European sardine), 3756 nucleotides. Its product is annotated as integrin alpha-M-like. NCBI's taxonomy places the organism in Eukaryota, Metazoa, Chordata, Actinopteri, Clupeiformes, Clupeidae. Gene Ontology annotation, cellular component: external side of plasma membrane; integrin complex. Gene Ontology annotation, biological process: integrin-mediated signaling pathway; cell adhesion mediated by integrin; cell-cell adhesion. Bases 1 to 3414 code for a protein of 1137 amino acids. Gene Ontology annotation, molecular function: integrin binding. The record is from RefSeq and is a predicted model, not a curated record. The transcript has 30 exons.